AAGAGGGAGAAGUAUAUAUAUUAAAAAAAGAUGAAAAUUAGGAUUAACAAAGUUACGAGGAUCUUUCUUGUUCUGUCUACGAUCUCUUCGUAAUUCCCUUCGACGGUGGCACGCGGACACCGAUCGCCAUGAACAUCUUCACCAAGAAACCCACCGCCAAAGAGGCUCUUCGGGAGAGUAAACGAGAAAUGGCAAACGCCACUAGAGGUGUAGAGAAGGAAAUUGGAGCAUUACAAUUGGAAGAAAAGAAACUCGUUGCUGAGAUAAAGAGAACUGCUAAGACAGGAAAUGAGGCAGCAACUAAAAUUUUAGCUCGCCAGUUAGUCAGGCUUAGGCAACAAAUUGCUAAUCUUCAAGGUAGUAGAGCUCAGAUGAGAGGUAUAGCAACUCACACGCAGGCGAUGCAUGCCCAUUCUUCUGUUGCUGUUGGCAUGAAAGGUGCUACUAAGGCAAUGGCAGCUAUGAAUAAGCAAAUGGCACCAGCAAAGCAAGCUAAAAUUAUACAGGACUUCCAGAAACAAUCAGCACAGAUGGAUAUGACUACUGAAAUGAUGUCAGAUGCCAUAGAUGAUGCCUUGGAUAAUGAUGAAGCUGAAGAGGAGACUGAAGAGCUGACGAAUCAGGUGCUGGACGAAAUUGGUGUGGAUGUUGCCUCACAGUUAUCAGCGGCUCCCAAAGGGAGGGUUGCAACAAAGAAUACUGAAAAUGUCAGCAGCUCGGGCAUUGACGAACUUGAGAAGCGUUUGGCAGCUCUUAGGAACCCAUAAAUUUUGCCUGGGAUUAUGUGAUUCUGGACCUCGAAGUUUUAAGCAAAAAUUCUUUCCUGAACUAUGUUCUCUUGGGAUUUCACAAGUUUAGUGUGUAUAUACGUCCUUGAAAUUAUCAUGUAUGAAUGAUGAUAUAUCAAAAUUUCUGAUAUGGCAAUUUACUAAAAGUUAUAGUUGGGGAUAUAAAGAAUAACGUAUAGUUUGAUGCUAUUUGAAAGUGAAUUGCCAAGUCGAAUUAUGUUGUAUAUGGCUGAAGAAGCUUUUACUUGUAACCUGUAGGUGCUUGUUAGGAGUGAAAUUAGGCAACGGGAGAAAGAUGUUACAUUGAAAAUAUGUAGAUUCUUUGAUUCCAAGGUAAUGUCAAACAGUAGUUAAUGGCUCA
Cajanus cajan (pigeon pea) is the source of this 1149-nucleotide messenger RNA. RefSeq names its product vacuolar protein sorting-associated protein 2.3 (gene VPS2.3). Lineage: Eukaryota; Viridiplantae; Streptophyta; Magnoliopsida; Fabales; Fabaceae. The record is from RefSeq and is a predicted model, not a curated record. Gene Ontology annotation, biological process: vacuolar transport.